This is a messenger RNA of Bacidia gigantensis, 2427 nucleotides long. RefSeq lists its product as uncharacterized. Gene Ontology annotation, molecular function: 5'-flap endonuclease activity; crossover junction DNA endonuclease activity. The record is from RefSeq and is a predicted model, not a curated record. Bases 1 to 2427 code for a protein of 808 amino acids. The transcript has 2 exons. Lineage: Eukaryota; Fungi; Ascomycota; Lecanoromycetes; Lecanorales; Ramalinaceae.
AUGAAUAUUCACUGGAAUGGGGAUACCCGGGCUCGAAAUGGUCAGGGAGGGCAAAACCCCGCCUUACGAGUAUUAUACUAUCGACUGCUCAAGCUUCUGGGCCAUGCUAUCCUACCGAUAUUUGUUUUCGAUGGCCCAUAUCGACCGAAGUUCAAACGCGGUGUCAAGAUAUCUCCUGCCAUCGCUCACCUAGACAACUUUCAAACCAAGCACCUCCUUAAGCUCUUUGGUUUUCCCUUUCACGAUGCACCCGGCGAGGCAGAAGCAGAAUGCGCAGCCUUGCAGAAAAACGGCAUAGUCGAUGCAGUCUUUAGUGAGGAUGUCGAUACGCUUAUGUUUGGGGCUGGCUGUACCCUCCGCAAUUGGACGGCUGAAGGUGGAAGGGGAAACAAAAGCCCCACCCAUAUCGAUAUCUACAGGGCCGAUGAAAUCCAGAAGAAAUCAGGCAUGGACCGGGAAGGAAUGAUUCUAGUCGCUUUGAUGAGUGGUGGUGAUUAUGUCCAAGCCGGGCUACCUAGAUGUGGACCUAAAAUUGCUUGUCAAGCGGCACGUGCAGGCUUUGGCCAGGAUCUUUGUUACAUUGUGGCAAAGGGCGAUUCUGUUGCACUACAACGCUGGAGAGAGCGGCUCGAUCAUGAGCUGUCGACAAAUGAGAGCAGAUAUUUUUCAAGGAAAAAUAGUGCUAUUAGGAUACCAGACUCCUUCCCUGACCAGACCAUCUUGAAAUACUACAGAAAGCCUGUGAUCUCCAACAUCGAAAAAUUGCAAAAGAUGCGCGAUUCAAUCAAAUGGGGCGUACCUAUGAACGUUCAUGGACUUCGGCAAUUCGUAGCGGAAGCUUUCAGCUGGACGUAUCGAAUUGGGGCGAUACAUUUCAUCCGUGGUCUUGCACCUACACUCCUUGUAACAAAACUUGUCUCGCGAAGUCUUUCAGAAUACACAGACCGUGAAAGCCUUGACACAAAAGCGGCCCACGAAUCUGAGUAUAUUAAAACUAUCAGCGGUAGACGGGUGCACUGGAUGACCGACGGAGAAACCGAGCUGAGAAUCGCAUUUUUGCCUGCCGACAUUGUAGGUCUCGACUUAGAUAAGGAAGAAGAUGUACCACAAGAGAUCGAAGGUGACGAGGAAGAAGAACUAUUAUUAGAGGAGGCGCCAGAACCCGACUCAGGGCCACAACGCGCUAUAAGUCCAACAAAGCGUCCACCAAAAUACGACCCAACAAAGAUGGAAAGGGUCUGGGUAUUAGAGACAUUUGUUAAGCUAGGAACGCCUCUACUAGUUGAGACAUGGGAAGAAGAAAUGCGAGAUCCUAAGAAAUAUGCUACGCGGAAAGCCCGAGAGAGGAGGCUAGAUCCGGUACAGCACGGUAAUCAGCAAGCGGUUCUAGAUGGCUUCGUCAAAAUUAGUAAGCCUAUUGCGAAAUUGGCCCCCGAUGAUGGAUAUCCAGCUUCAACCAAAGGGCCUUAUCCAUCAGUUGGGCCAUCAACAAGCCAAGCCCAGAGAGCACUUGCAGAGAAUUCAAAGAGAUUGGGAUCGAAGGCUAAUCAGCAUAUAUCAAACGAACCAAAGCUGGCGUACGAGCCGAACUCUAGAAGAUCGAAGAAAGAUCGUCAGAAUUUUCUCGAUGAUGCAUCGCAUUCAGUAGAUCUGACCCAAUGCUCACCGAACCUAACAAGAAACAAUGCGCUCAUAGAGCCUCAGGAUGAAGCCCUACGAGAACUUCCGACAAGCUUCGUCACCCAAAGGUCGCCAACUCGGCGAAAGAAACAUAACCGAUCGAGGUCCGAUUCGUCUGCAGAAAAGCAGAAGGUUGGAAAUGCGACUUUAGAGUCUUACGAAAAGAUGAGGUCACCAUCAGAUGAUCAAACAAUAGAUCUGAACGCUCAAUCACAACCGCAAAAUCAAGAUCCAUUUCAGGUAGCCACCCAAUCAUCCAAACUCCUGCAAACUAGGACCCCAGAAUCUACACCAAGGCAUAAGAAACUUCAGUUGAGCUUGGACAAUUACAUUCAAACUGGCACAAAGCCCACAUCGCCGUCAAUAAAUCGAAAUAUCGAUUUCAGAAAACCCACUCCUUCAAUAAAGUCACGUCCGAUACACAUUUCCUUAGACUCAGACUGCGAUUCAGACUCUGAUGCUCUCCCUUCUCCAUCCGCUCUACUCUCGCCGCCGCUCACCCAGCAAGAAUCGACGACAAACGCUGGGGUUGCCAACGACUUCGCACCACGUACGAAUUUGGCAGAGGGAGUCAUUUCUAGUGUUUCCGAACCGCCGUUAUUAUAUACUGUCGUCAAGAAAUCGAAGUCUUCGGUGAUUGUACGUGAGAGCUUAGAGGGGGCAUGGAAGUGUUUGGACCCUGCAGAGUUGGAGCAGGCAAGGGCACGGAACGUAUUGGAAGAUGUCGAGGUUGUAGACUUAACGUAG